Molecule: messenger RNA, 1948 nt
Organism: Capsella rubella
Lineage: Eukaryota; Viridiplantae; Streptophyta; Magnoliopsida; Brassicales; Brassicaceae
Exons: 13
Coding region: 107-1777 (556 amino acids)
Molecular function (GO): protein binding
Source: RefSeq, a predicted model, not a curated record
CUUUUCUUCCCUCUUUCUUAGCCUCUCGUUUCUCAUCUCCGAGAGCCACCCCCACCGAUGCUCCUCCGUCUUCUUCGCCGGUGACUUUCUCUUCCGAUUUUAAUCAAUGAGUCUUCGUGUCGUUUCCUCCGUAUUCUCCGGAACCAAUCGCAUCCCUAACCUCCACGAUACUCAUCCUCUUCUUCGCUCUAUCUUCUUCAAACCGGCGACUUUCAGUCGUAUACGGCGGACGAUUUUAUUCUCAUCCUAUGGAGACCGGAGCAGAGACAGUGUCAGCUCAGCCGCAUCCGAUGUUUCGUCGUCUAUUCUCGACGACGAGCUUCUAAGCAGCGUAUCAGCUGUUAGAGAUGCGGAUGAAGCGCUCGAGCUGAUUUCUGAACGAUUCGGGUCCAAUAGCGGUGGAGUCGUUGAACUUGAAGAUUGCCGUUCGAUUAUCUCCGCCGCGGUCAGUCGCGGCAAUGUUGAUCUUGCGUUGUCAAUCUUCUACGCCAUGCGAGCGAGUUUCGAUUUAGGUGGAAGUGAAAUUGAUAGAUGGAGAUGGUCAAGGCCUGAUGUUGAAGUCUACACGAUGCUGGUUAAUAGUCUUGCUGCUUCCUUGAGGGUUUCUGAUUCUCUGAGGAUCAUCAGAGAUAUUUGCCGUGUUGGAAUCUCUCCUGCUGAGGAGGUUCCCUUUGGUAAAAUUGUGAGAUGUCCCACCUGUUUGAUUGCCAUUGCUGUUGCACAACCCCAGCAUGGAGUUCAGAUUUCAUCUUGUGCUAAUUGCCGUUACCAAUACGAGCUUUUCUCUGGUGACAUAACCAGCAUUGAAUCAGAAGAGCUCGGCAAGGACAUUCCGCUCUGGGAAAAAGGGCUCAGACUAAUCCAGAUAAAGAAGAACAAAAUCACAUCUUCGGUGCACUCUAUUGUGGUAAAAACUCCUUCUGGUACAGCCCGAACGCACCGGUUUGCCACUGAGACAGCCGAACUCCCUGCGCAAGAAGGAGAAAGAGUGACAAUUGCAUCUGCUGCUCCUUCUAAUGUUUACAGACAAGUGGGACCUUUCAAAUUUAGCCCCAAAGCUCCAAACUUUUACCCUGGAGAACCUAUGAGCCUCACAAAGCACAAGGAUGGGCGAGAAUCGCUCUUGCUAAGGCCUCCUAGUAAAGAUGGAGAUAAGAUCUUGCAACCAUCGUUUCUAAUAACCCUUCUUGCUGUUUUGGCUACUGGAGAUGCUGCUUCUGGUAUUAUUGAUCCCAGUUUGCCUCAAUUACUCUCAGUUGCUGCUGUUGCAUCACUAGCAAUUGGAGCAACAGUAAACUCAUUUGUCCUUCCUCAGCUAAAUCAGCUCCCUGAACGGACAGUGGAUGUGGUCGGUAUCAAACAGCAACUUUUAUCUCAGUAUGAUGUGCUACAGCGUCGCAUUAGAGAUCUAAAAGAAGCAGUUGAGAAAGAGGUGUGGAUGUUGGCUCGAAUGUCUCAGCUUGAGAACAAAAUUUUAGCUGUGGGAGAGCCAGCUUACCGUACUCGAAGAACAAGAGUAAAGAAGGUACGAGAAAGUCUAGAGAACUCCAUAAAGGGAAAGAUUGAGCUGAUCGAUAGUUACGCCAGAAUAUCUUCGAUGAUUGAGAUCGAGGUGGAAAUGGACACUGAUGUUCUUGCAGCUGAGUCAGUGAACAAUACUGAAAACAUUGCUCAACAGAUAGAGCAGAUCAUGGAACUUGAAAACCUUGAAGAGAAAUGGAAAAUUCAGGCUGAAGCAAACGACGAGGCCGAGAGACUACUCAGCUCUCAACCUUAAACACACACACCUGUCAACAAACCGGGUCAAAAACUCUGGAGCAUCGCUAAAAGUUAAUUUCUUUUUGUCGGUCGCUAUAACUUAAUUCUGAUACAUUUGUCAUGUAAUAUACUAGUUUAAUAAUCACCGGAAUUAGAAUUUUUCCUUUCAAUAUAAUUUCUUUUUUUUGUA